AUGAAGGUGACAGCCUGCAGCAUCGUGCUUGUGGCGUUGUCCUUGCUGCUUGUGUGCGUCGCGGCGUCGAUUGAAGAUGGUACGGCGCACGUAAGCUACAACGGCCGAGUGGCGUUCAACGCGAGCGAGCCCCAUCACGUGCAGUUUGAUUGGUCGGGCAUCGAGAUCCGUGCUUCUGGCGUUGAAGGAGGCAGCGGCCAACUGUUGAUUCUUCUCAACGAGCCGCAGACGCCGGGAAACAUCUACGAGGUGAUUAUCGAUGGCGUCGUUUAUCCUCGCCUCAACACCACCUCCGCCAAGAAGGCUUACGUGCUGGCGACGAACCUGAAGCCGGGCAAGCAUGAAGUGCUCGUGCGCAAGCUCACCGAGGCCUUCUUCGGUGUUGUGAGCUUCAUGGGCUUCCUCCAGUCCGACGGCCAGGUCAUCUUCAACCCGCCCACCUCCAACGUACGACGCUUCCCGCUCGACUUCACGUGCGGCUACGGCGUGGAGGGCCACCACCCGUGCAGCUUCAGCCCCUACACUGAGAACUACUCCAAGUACAGCAACGGCAGCCAAUCUUGUUGGUCUUGCUUCGUCGUCAUAUCGACCUACGCAGCGGUGAUCGCGAGGACCGUGGGCGCUCAGUACCACGUCGAGUGCUGGAGCGGCAAGGGUGUCGUCCGGAACUACGACUGGCCCAACAUCACGGCGCCAGAACCGUUCCCCGUCGACUUCCCGCGCACGCUGGCCAACGUGGCCACGUCGUCCUGGGACUUCAACGAGUGGCAGCCGCACGCGGUGCUCGUGAACAUCGGCUCGAAUGACUACUCCACCAAGCCCACUCCUCCCCCGGAGCUCUUUGAGUCUCGCGCCAAGGCGUUCAUGGAGGGUAUCCGUGCCAACCCAUCAUGGGCGGGGACGUGUGCGAGUACAUCAAGAAGGCCGUCUCGCAGGUGCGCAACGCGCACUACAUCGAUAUCCAGAACGUUCUCGACAUCCCUCAGGACCUCGGUUGCGACAGCCACCCCAACGGUGGGCCAACAGAAAAUGGCAAACGCCAUCCUUCCCGUGGUGCGGGAGGCCAUGGGCUGGCAUUGA
Molecule: messenger RNA, 1080 nt
Organism: Acanthamoeba castellanii str. Neff
Lineage: Eukaryota; Discosea; Longamoebia; Acanthamoebidae
Product: electron transport complex, RnfABCDGE type, D subunit
Exons: 8
Coding region: 1-1080 (359 amino acids)
Source: RefSeq, a predicted model, not a curated record